Opisthorchis viverrini is the source of this 726-nucleotide messenger RNA. RefSeq lists its product as hypothetical. The record is from RefSeq and is a predicted model, not a curated record. Gene Ontology annotation, molecular function: nucleic acid binding. The coding region runs from base 1 to 726 and encodes 241 amino acids. Lineage: Eukaryota; Metazoa; Platyhelminthes; Trematoda; Opisthorchiida; Opisthorchiidae. Gene Ontology annotation, biological process: DNA integration. The transcript is spliced from 2 exons.
AUGAGGCGACAACAUUCUGGAAACUCUGACAGCUGGACGCGGCAUUGUCAACCAGCACCCGGCGGGUACUGGAUAAAGAUUGGUUGUUGGGUCCAAACUCGACUAAUCAGAGCUGGCGCUGAUGCUGGACUGGCCGCGAAGAACCCUCCACGCCUUCCGCCAGCUGCUUGGCCUCGACCCGAACGCCCUUGGUGCCGGGUGCAUAUCGACUACGCUGGCCCAAUUAAUGGAGUGACGUACCUCAUCCUGAUUGAUGUCUUCUCCAAAUGGCCAGAAGUUGUGCCUGUCAUCCCACCAACGACAACGAACACUAUACGGGCAUUGUCACAGCUCUUCAGCCAGCACAGCCUACCGGAGACUUUGGAAUCCGACAACGGAUCACAGUUCUGCUCAAGCUGUUUUCAAGAGUUCUGCCGGGAAAAUGCCAUCACGCACUUCCGUUCGCCACCAUACCACCCGCAGUCCAACGGGCAGGCGGAACGUUUCGUCGACACGUUCAAGCGGGCGCUGCUCAAGUCUCGAGGGGAGGGGACACCCGUCGAAGUUCUCCAGGGAUUUCUUUUGGUUUAUCGGACCACUCCAAAUGAAUCUCUAGAAGAUCGGAAGUCACCCGCCGAAGCGCUCAAGGGCCGGAAAUUGCCAACUACCAAUUGGGCCAUGAGUCCGGCACCGACGGCUAGUUCCCGACCUGACGUGAACAAAAAAAACCGGCCCAGUUCCAAGUAG